Messenger RNA from Adineta steineri, 1419 nucleotides. The record is from the annotation of a GenBank genome assembly. NCBI's taxonomy places the organism in Eukaryota, Metazoa, Rotifera, Eurotatoria, Adinetida, Adinetidae.
AUGGAAGGCGAAACACCAAGACCGAUGAAAAAACUUCAUCGUAAUAUAUUUCACAAAGUUGGGAAGAAGUUAGAAAAAUUUGAACAAAGUCUAAGUGUUUCAAGUUCACAUUUACAACAUGGUGCUGGAUCAUCAAGUGAUUUAUCCUCAAAUUAUCAUCAUACCAUUUCAGAAAAUUCCGAAGAACAAGAUGAUAAUAUAUCGUUACAAUACACUCCACAAUCUCAUUCGGAUUCUCCAAAAGCAGUAUUACGUCAUAACAAGGCUGAUCGAACAUAUUAUCCUCAGGAGUCUGUUUCGUCAGAAAAUUCACGUUCUAGUAGUCAGUGGCAUAUGAAUCUGGAAGAGAACGCUGAUGUAUUUGUUAAAAAUUCAAGUUCAAAAUAUGAUGCAGAAAUGAAAACACUUUGUAAAAAUUUAAUGGAAAACCAAAAUGUUAAUUUAAAUGAAUGUCGAGAAUAUGAGAAGAAGAUAUCAUUAUUACACAUUGCUGUUUCAUUCAACACACCAAAAGUCACUGUUCCGGUAAUACUAUAUCUUGAAAAUACUUUAUCAAAACCUUUAUUUUACGAAUUAAUCAAACAAUAUCCAUCAGCUAUAAACAAUUAUAUCAAUAUAGCAAAAUUACGACUUGAAAAUGAUUAUUAUAUAGCAUUACUAAAACAAUUCAAUAAACAUGAAGAUAUCGCUAUGAUACGUCUUCGACAAGCACGUGAAACCAAUAAUUAUGAUACUAAACUAACUUUAUUAAAUCACGCAGCUAUUGAUCUAAGUUCACAUCCUUGGUGGCAUUCACAAAUUCGUGAAUAUCACCAUUUACUUACUAAACAACGAGAAUUACAAAAUUCACUUUCAACUGCGCUAUCAACUAUUAAUCUAGAAAAUCGAACUGUACUUGAAACGUAUAAAACAAUAUUUGAUAUAGAUUUUCGACGACAAAAAUAUAAUCGACUUACCGAGAAAAUAACAGCUGAACGAAGUAAAGAAUUCGAAACAGGUUUUCAUCUUUCUCCGGAAAUGGUUAUGUGCGCAAGAUUAUCCGCAAUAAUGCAUUGUGGUUUACGAAUGCAUUAUGACGAUUUUACUCAUCAAGCAAUGCAUCAGAAUUUUUUCGGUAAAAAAUAUGUCAUAGCGCCAGAAAAUUUUGCUGAUAUGGUUUAUAAUUGGGUACGAGCGAGUGGCGAAGGACAAGACAAAGCAAGUGAAAAAGCUGGGCGAUUUCUUAAUAUGAUUCAAAAUCCAUUACGAAGAAUUUAUUAUGCUGAAAAAUUUUUAAAUUAUGAUGUUGCAAUGGAUACGAUCGCAAAUGUUCUUCGUGAUCGAGUACAAUUAGAACAAUUACGUCGACGUAUACCGCAAGAUCAUCCAUCAUUUCAUCGUGCUACAGCAUUAUUAGAAAAUACAAAAUGGAAAAAUUAA